Molecule: messenger RNA, 1039 nt
Organism: Rhineura floridana
Lineage: Eukaryota; Metazoa; Chordata; Lepidosauria; Squamata; Rhineuridae
Gene: CLDN19
Product: claudin 19
Exons: 5
Coding region: 91-744 (217 amino acids)
Biological process (GO): bicellular tight junction assembly; cell adhesion
Cellular component (GO): bicellular tight junction; plasma membrane
Molecular function (GO): structural molecule activity
Source: RefSeq, a predicted model, not a curated record
CCCGUCGGAAGAGGCGAGCCCGCUCCUUCUCCUGCCUCGGCCGCUUCCCUGCCGUCCGUCCGUCCGUCGGUGGCGCUCCUCCUCCUCUCCAUGGCCGGCGCGGGGCUACAGCUGGUGGGCUACUUCCUAGCGCUGGCCGGCUGGGUGGGCGCCAUCUGCUCGUCGGCGCUGCCGCAGUGGAAGCAGAGCUCCUACGCCGGGGACGCCAUCAUCACGGCCGUCGGGCUCUACGAGGGCCUCUGGAUGAGCUGCGCCUCGCAGAGCACCGGGCAGGUCCAGUGCAAGCUCCACGAAUCGCUGCUGUCGCUCGACGUUCAUAUCCAGACGUCCCGGGCACUCAUGGUGGCCUCCAUCCUCCUGGGGUUCGUGGGGGUUGUCGUCAGCGUCAUUGGCAUGAAGUGCACCAAAGUUGGAGACGAGAAUCCCGUGGCUAAAAGCUGGAUUGCCGUUUUGGGGGGGGUGCUCUUCUUACUAGCAGGUCUGUGCACAAUGACAGCCGUUUCGUGGUAUGCCGCGCGGGUGACAUACGAAUUCUUCAAUCCCAGUACGCCGGUUAAUGCCAGGUACGAAUUUGGACCUGCUCUGUUUGUGGGGUGGUCAGCAGCCAGCUUGACUUUGCUGGGGGGCACCUUCCUGUCCUGUUCCUGCCCCAAACCGGAAGAGAGGGGUCAACAGUACUACCGGCAAUCACAGCCUUCCACAGCGAGAGAGCCCACUGAAAAAAGGGGAGAUCAGUGCAUGUAAUGUCUUCAGGGGGAAGAGACCCGGUGGUUUGGGGCCUGAGCUUUUCCUUCCAAGAGGCCAAAUAAAGACUGUAGCGAAGAGAUUAAAAACAAAACCGUACUCCCCAACACCAGUUUUCUUUACUGGGGAAAAAACCACAAGAUUGAAAUCAGAAAUGCAAGGCUGAAAAUGAAACCUGCUCUUUUUGCAUCAUUCCCCCCCCCCCCAUGGGACCAUCUAUACUGCUUGUCAAGAUGGCUCUGGAUAUUUUUUUAAAAAAAUGUUUCUAAUGUACUAAACACUUGCCUUAUUAAAA